Molecule: messenger RNA, 481 nt
Organism: Desarmillaria tabescens
Lineage: Eukaryota; Fungi; Basidiomycota; Agaricomycetes; Agaricales; Physalacriaceae
Exons: 4
Coding region: 65-280 (71 amino acids)
Source: RefSeq, a predicted model, not a curated record
CCAUACUCACACAUUUACAAGCAACUACUUGCAUUCCAACCAAAUCACCCACUCUCACCCAAAGAUGAUGUUCCAAAUCAAGUUGACCGUCAUGGCAUUGGCCGCCGUGUUCCUGCUGGCAGGACAGGCAAACGCUCUCGCAGAUAACGAUGUCGACGCGUGCAACGGUUCCAACCACUACGGUGUCGGACACUCUUGCGCCUUCAAGACUAGCAGUGGCAAAGCCGAAGGCACUUGCCAGCUUGACAGCGACAAAGUGCUCGUUUGUGUCACCAACUGACGUAGCAGCAUCACGGAGCUUGAUGGAGAGCUGAAUAGUCCGUAAUAGUUUUUUUGCGUAGCCUUGACCAAUUUCAUGCGUGUUGUUCAAGCCACUUCAAAUUCGUGACAUUGCGUACUGCAUAGCAAGCGUUGAGCUGCGACUGGACCAUUACGGCCAACCAUUAGGAAGAAGCCCUCGUAUCAGUGGACGCUCACUUAC